Messenger RNA from Cooperia oncophora, 357 nucleotides. Lineage: Eukaryota; Metazoa; Nematoda; Chromadorea; Rhabditida; Trichostrongylidae. The record is from the annotation of a GenBank genome assembly.
AUGAGUGUAAUUUGCAAGUGGUCUGUGUUUCAGGUUCAAGAAAACUCACCAGGUCAGGCGGCAGGCUUGGAACCGUUCUUCGACUUCAUUGUUUCUAUUGGAAAUAUUAGAUUGGACAAGGAUAAUGACACCAUGAAAGAUAUCCUCAAACAGCAUAUAGAGAAGCCCAUCGAAGUAACGGUUUACAACAGCAAGACGCAGACCGUGAGGCAAACUACCGUUGUACCUUCGGAAAUGUGGGGUGGCCAGGGUUUGCUUGGUGUUUCAAUCCGUUUCUGUUCAUUCGAUGGCGCUAGCCAACAUGUUUGGCAUGUGGUUUCUGUUCAGGUUGGUUCUCACUGGUUAUUAAGUGACUGA